Molecule: messenger RNA, 1879 nt
Organism: Petromyzon marinus (sea lamprey)
Lineage: Eukaryota; Metazoa; Chordata; Hyperoartia; Petromyzontiformes; Petromyzontidae
Gene: BLZF1
Product: basic leucine zipper nuclear factor 1
Biological process (GO): Golgi to plasma membrane protein transport; Golgi organization
Cellular component (GO): Golgi membrane
Source: RefSeq, a predicted model, not a curated record
GUCGACCAGGCUCGGGUCCGUCAGGAAGAGCUCCUGUCCGUACCCACCCACCCCCGCCUUCCUCGGCAGGGCGAGGGGCCGGCGACUUCCGGGGCAGCUCCUCCCGGCCGUACGGCGGCCGCCUGACGGCCACGAGCCUGAAGCUCGCGACCCCGGCGGCGACGGCGUCCACCGGACCUCCCGGCCGCCCUCGGCCACCGGCAGGCGGAGGACGCCCGGCCUGAGCCGGUGCUUCCCGUGCCAGGCGAAGCGCGCGAGUGAGCGGUCGACUCCGGCGCUUGCGUGGAGAGUCAUGGCCACCACCCUGACUCGAGAUGGCACAGGAUGGCCGCAGGCCGUCUCGCGCGGCCCGGCCGACGGCAUGGAGGUGACGGCCGACGGCGCUGGCGGUGGAGAUCCGGCCAAGCGGCCCGCCGGCUCCUCCUCCUCGCCACCGCUGCCCGUGCGCUCCGUGCAGCCGGCGCCACGCUCCUCCUGGCAGCAUCGUCCUCCCGCAAAACCGGCUCCUCAACACCAUCACCUCCCUCAUCAACCUCGUCCGCUCUCUCCUGCUGCUGCUGCUGCUGCUACUCCUCUUCCUCAUCGUCCGCAGCAGCAGCAGCAGCAGCAGCCGGUGCCUGUCUUGGCAGGCGGGCAGGUGGAACUCACCGUGGUGCAGAUCCAGGUGCCCAAGGAGGCCAUACUUCACCACUCGGCGCGCUCGCUCCCCGCACUCGAGCUGGGAGUCAAACCGGACUCGCUGGAGGCCGGGGGCUCCGCCGCCGCCGCCGCCGCUGCCGCGGCCGUCACCGCCGCCCUGCGCCAGGAGGUGAAGGAGCUCAAGGUGGAGGUGAAGCGUCUGGAGGAGUCGGAGAGGCGCCUCAUGGAUGACAAGGAGUCCGUCGUGAGCCAGCUACGCAGCCAGACCGAGGUGAACCGGGAGCUGAAGAAGCUGCUGGUGGCGUCCGUGGGGGACGACCUGCAGUUCCACUUUGAGCGAGCGGUGCGCGAGAGGGGACGCCUGCAGGCCGAGGCGCAGGAGCUCUCGCGCAGCCUGGCGUCCGCCUCGGAGCAGCUCGAGAGGAUCGGCAUCCAGUGUGACGUGUGGAGGAGCAAGUUCCUGGCCAGCCGGGUCAUGUCGGAGGAGGUGGCGGGCGCCCGCGUCCACGCCCUGCGCUUGUUCCGCGAGGCGCAGAGCGCCGUGCACGACCUGUUCAGCGAGCGCACGCAGCUGUGCGUCGACCUGCAGGACACGCACCGGCUACUGGAGGAGCUGGUGCUGGCGCUGCAGUGGGGUAGGCAGCCCACGUACUCGCUGGGCACGCGGCGCGCCCACAACAGCCUGGAGCUGGCGGAGGCGUGCACCACGCUCGCCUCACUGCUCACGCAGCGGCUGCUGGGCGGCGGCAGCGGUUCGGUGAAGUCAUCGCCGCCACCAGCUGCUGCCGGUGGUGGUGGUGCUGCUGGUGGUGCUGGUGGUGGCGGCGGUGCUGCUGGUGGUGGUGGUGCUGCUGGUGGUGGUGGUGCUGGUGGCGGUGGUGCUGCGGUGGCUGCGCAGCCUCCUGCGCAGCUGUGCAGCACGGCCGCUGAGAGGAUGGCGCAGCAGGUGCUCAGGAUGACCGAGGUGAGGAUGACCGAUCCGAUGCUCGUGGACGACGCCGCCGGCGGCGCCGCCGGGCGCCUGCUGACGAGCAAGCCGAGCCCCGGGCGCUUCCACCCCUACACACGCUACGAGCACAUCACCUUCACCUGCUGCAGCCGCUGCACCGGCGACAUCGUCGUCGUUUGAUGACGGCGGCGGCGGCGGCGGCGAUGGCGUGAACGACGAUGAUGACGACGAUGAUUACGGCGGUGACGAUGAUGGCGACGGUGAUGACGACUGUGACGAUGAGGAUGGUGA